AUGUCGCUCCCAUUCAAAAGUACCUUCUUUCGGUCGUGUGCCUCGGCUGCACGAAGCACACGACCACACGUCAACGCCGCGAAGCCCCUUUACGCCGCUGUAUCACAACACAACCAGCUGCGGUGGAGUUCUCACUCGCCCAUGGGCGCAUCAUCCGGAAUUGCGCGGAAAAAGGUGACCCUAGGCCAGCUCAGGAGUCAGCAUCGCAAGGGCGAUCCGAUCACGGUCAUCACGGCACAUGACUUCCCAAGUGCUUACGUUGGCGACAUCGCGGGCAUGGACAUGAUCCUCGUGGGUGACAGCCUCGCCAUGGUCGCCUUGGGGAUGGAGGACACAAGCGAGGUGCUCGUCGAGGAGAUGCUGUUGCACUGUCGAUCGGUCGCACGCGCAACCAAGAGCGCCUUCACCAUUGGCGACCUGCCGAUGGGCUCAUAUGAGAUCUCGCCGGACCAAGCGCUGGAGACGGCGAUUCGCUUCAUCAAGCAGGGCCGUAUGCAAGGUAUCAAGCUCGAAGGCGGCAAGGAGAUGGCCCCCACCAUUCGCAAGAUCACGCAGGCUGGUAUCCCCGUACUCGGCCACGUCGGCCUGACUCCACAGCGGCAAAACGCCUUGGGCGGCUUCCGUGUUCAGGGAAAGACGGCGGCGGGAGCGGCGAAGCUCCUGGAGGAUGCGCUGGCUGUGCAGGAGGCUGGCGCCUUCGCCAUGGUAGUGGAGGCCGUGCCGGCUGAGGUCGCGACGCUUGUGACGCAGAAGCUCUCGGUGCCAACAAUAGGCAUCGGCGCCGGUAACGGGUGUUCGGGCCAGGUACUGGUGCAAGUUGACAUGAUUGGCAACUUCCCUCCAGGUCGCUUCUUGCCUAAAUUUGUCAAGAAGUAUGGGGAUGUCUGGGGCGAGAGUCUCAAGGCGAUCGAGGCCUACAAGCGCGAGGUGAAGAGCCGGGAGUACCCGGCGCCGGAGCACACGUAUCCUAUUUCGAAGGAGGAGCUGGAGGCAUUCGAGGCGACGGUCGAGAAGAUUUGAGGCCUUUGAGUAUCAGCAUUGGGUUGAGUCGCGAUAAAGCGAGACUGGUUGCAUUCUUGGUGUUCGGCGUAGUUGGUGAUCUCUUGAGCAUGGAGCAUUGCAUAUCAUGGAGGCUUGAAUUCGGAAAACAAGAAUGCAGAGCUCUUGUAGCCCUGGUUUGCUUUCCGUUUCGAGAGUGCUUUCGAGUAUCAGCAUCAAUAUGGCAGGUAUUAAUAGAAAUAUGAGCAA
Verticillium alfalfae VaMs.102 is the source of this 1248-nucleotide messenger RNA. Its product is annotated as 3-methyl-2-oxobutanoate hydroxymethyltransferase. Bases 1 to 1020 code for a protein of 339 amino acids. The transcript is spliced from 2 exons. NCBI's taxonomy places the organism in Eukaryota, Fungi, Ascomycota, Sordariomycetes, Glomerellales, Plectosphaerellaceae. The record is from RefSeq and is a predicted model, not a curated record. Gene Ontology annotation, cellular component: mitochondrion. Gene Ontology annotation, biological process: pantothenate biosynthetic process. Gene Ontology annotation, molecular function: magnesium ion binding; 3-methyl-2-oxobutanoate hydroxymethyltransferase activity.